This is a messenger RNA of Aspergillus nidulans FGSC A4, 843 nucleotides long. RefSeq lists its product as uncharacterized. The transcript is spliced from 10 exons. Bases 1 to 843 code for a protein of 280 amino acids. The record is from RefSeq and is a predicted model, not a curated record. Lineage: Eukaryota; Fungi; Ascomycota; Eurotiomycetes; Eurotiales; Aspergillaceae.
AUGUUGGAUAUGUCAUUGACGCCCUAUACCACGGAGCCAGUACCGCACUUUUUUGUAUCUGAUCACAUUCACAUUAAAAAGAUACAAGCAUGUAUAUGGAAAUUAAGCGAGCAGUACUUCCCCGUACAGCCAGGAAAUAGCAGAAUAGAAGAGAUGCCAACAACAGGGACAAUUGAGGAGUUUCGCAGGGACUUUGAAACAGCUUUGGCUCGAGAACAGAACUUCCAGGCUCCCGGGAACAUCUCAGUUACAAUAAAGGAGCUCUGGUGUCGAGACUUCAAGGAAUACCAUGGUAAACUUCCCAAGCAGUCUCGGGUACAGCUUACAGCAUUAAUUCUGCUCUAUUGUCUCUCCUCAGCUCGUACUGGGGAGUUCAUGGCUAACUGUAAGGCAUUAGGCGCAGAUGCAUUUGGGAAAGAGUUUGCUGUGCUUGGAUCACAGUGUGGAUUUGAACAGAAUAUCACUGUUCAUGCAUGCCGUCGGUGGGCACUUAUGGAGACAGCCAAAGCCGAGUUUGAGUUUCAGGACUGUGAAGAUAUCCUUGCCCUUGAUAAGGAGCUUGCAGAACUAAGUACUCAACUCGAAAACACUGACAGCGCAGAAAGCAUGCGUGAGAUCCAAUUACAGCAACAGCGAAUUCAAGGCCAGAAGGACAAGUUGUAUCUCGGAGAGCCUAAAAGACAAUAUCAACUUCAACCAGAUAAUCAAAGCAGAAGCAUCCAUGAACAUAUGCUCUUUUACUAUUAUCAACAAGUUAUGCCGGAGCGGGACCUCCUUGCUGAUAUUCUGCCAGCCAGGCAACGAUACAGAGCUUGGUUGAACUGGAUGCUAUCAAAGCAUUAG